This is a messenger RNA of Tripterygium wilfordii, 4082 nucleotides long. RefSeq names its product probable LRR receptor-like serine/threonine-protein kinase At2g16250. Gene Ontology annotation, cellular component: plasma membrane. Lineage: Eukaryota; Viridiplantae; Streptophyta; Magnoliopsida; Celastrales; Celastraceae. Gene Ontology annotation, molecular function: protein binding; protein kinase activity; ATP binding. The record is from RefSeq and is a predicted model, not a curated record. Bases 966 to 3671 code for a protein of 901 amino acids. Gene Ontology annotation, biological process: protein phosphorylation. The transcript has 4 exons.
UAAUGUGGGUGUGAUCCAAAAUCACCCAAAAAGAUUAUUGGAAUUUAUGGGAAAUUUGAAAAACAAUCUUUUGUUUAAUUGACAAAGAUCAGAUCUUCAAUCUGCAAUAUUUUGCUUUUUCCAGGCUACAACUUCAAUGCCAAGCCCAACUGAGUCUCUUUGGUUUCACUAGUAACUUUCGUCGAACGGUUGAGGGACAUAAAUUUCGCAUCUCUAAGAAAAGGUAAAAAAUCACACACCAAACCAUCAGUCUAGCCCCCUGUGGCACUGCCGCGCAGCCGGCGCCGGACCUGCCUCUUCAGUCGCUCACCAAACCAUCGGUCUAGCACGAACCCACCAAAUACUAGACGCAACCCCACCGGCUCGGGUAGUCGGGUCACUUGGAAAGCUCUUUGUUUUUGGAGUCAGUCGGGCCACUGUCAAUGCUCGCUUUAUGAACAACUGUCUCAGUGCCUUAUUUUCAAGGAAUAGCAGUGUAGCCCAACAGUCAUCCAAGCCUGCCGGAGUUUUCGUCGGAGCAGCCUUCUUUCGGAUUGCUAAUCUGGCAAUAGCGUCCCUCAAUCAGUCAAGGAGUAGUAGGAGAGUGAUGGUCCACUGUUGAUCUUGACCAGCUACUCUAUCUCUAAAAUUAUUACUUUGAUUAGCAAAUAUAAUUACAUACAAAUAUUGUUUUUAUUUUCUAUUUUUAAUUGUCUUGUGUCUCUCUCGUCAACUGAGGAAACUGGAGGGGGAACCAGAGAGAGAGAGAGAGGGAGAGAGUAGGUAGAGAGAGAGGAUGCGCUGAAAAUUCACACAGGUCGGUAAGCAACAACGACAACUUGAAGGAGAAGAAGAAUUCAACUUACUUGUGAUUGAGGUAAGUGCUGGGUUUUAUUUUAGGGGCGUAGAGAGAGCAAGAGGAGUUGAAACAGAGAGAGGAGGCGAAACAGAGAAUGUGUGGAUCAGAGAAUCAAUGUCCAUGAGCCAUGGUUGAUCGGCAAAGCGUAGUAACGCUUACUUUUCUGUUGAUGCUCUUAUUCGGGUCCACAUUUGAGCAGCAAACGGAGACACUGAGUUCCCGCUCCGAGCGAGCGGCUCUGCUGGAGCUCAGAUCUUCGUUAGGGUUAAGAAGCAGGGACUGGCCUAUAAAGGCAGACCCAUGCUCGAUUUGGAGCGGUAUUCAAUGCCAAAAUGGCAGCGUUGUUGGGAUUAACAUCUCCGGAUUUCGAAGGACGAGGAUUGGUAAACAAAAUCCACAAUUCGCGGUCGAUGCACUUGUCAAUCUCACUCGGCUUGUCUCUUUUAACGCUUCAAGGUUCUUGCUUCCUGGUUCAAUCCCUGACUGGUUCGGGCAGCGGCUCUUGUCGCUGCAGGUGCUUGAUCUUCGGUCGUGCUCGAUAAGAGAUGCUAUUCCAUGGAGUAUGGGCAACAUGACUAAUUUGACUACUAUGGUACUGGCUCAGAAUACCUUGACGGGUUUAGUUCCUUCGACUUUGGGGCAAUUGUUGGGCCUUUCGGUUCUUGAUUUUUCGCAGAAUUCACUCACUGGAUCUAUUCCGGAGUCAUUUGGGUCUCUUGCGAACUUGACAGUACUUGAUAUGUCCAAUAAUUUCUUAUCUGGGUCGAUUCCUCCUGGCAUUGGUACCCUUUCCAAGCUUCAGUACUUGAAUCUUUCUGGCAACAGUCUAUCCUCUUCCAUACCUUCUCAACUUGGCGACCUAGAUAGUUUGGUUGACCUUGAUCUCAGCUCGAACACGUUGAGUGGUUCUGUGCCGCCUGACUUAAGAGCUUUAAGGAACUUGCAGAAAAUGCUUAUUGGGGACAAUUUUCUUAGUGGGUCUUUGCCAGCCAAUUUGUUUCCUGCUCCAAGCCAGUUGCAGAGUGUAGUUCUGAGGGACAACAAUUUCACUGAUGCUCUACCUGAGAUGCUGUGGGCAAUGCCUACAUUGCGGAUUCUUGAUAUCUCAGGCAAUAAUUUUACUGGUGUUCUUCCCAACUCUAGCUUGAAUGCCAAUGCAACUGCUGUACAAUGUAAUAUUUCAGGGAAUAUGUUUUAUGGAGUACUCAAACCUCUUCUUAGAAGAUGCAGUUUUGCUGAUUUAUCUGGGAAUUACUUUGAAGGCAGGAUCCCGGAUUAUCUGCGUGCUAAUACAUCUUUUGUCAGCAAUUGCCUCCAAAAUAUCUCGAGGCAGAGGACAUUGGAGGACUGUGCAUCAUUCUAUGCUGCUAGGGGCCUGACUUUUGAUAACUUUGGAUUACCAAAUUCCACACAACCUCGUGGUGAACCAACUUCUAACAGAAAUUUAAUUAUAUUGGCAAGUGUUCUUGGAGGAUUUGGGCUCAUCGUUCUCCUUGUGGUGCUAUUAUUGCUGUUUCUGUGCAUCCGGAAGAGGAAUGGUUCUACGAGUCAAAGAGGUGUUGGUGUAGGACCAGUUCCUACUGAGACUACUCCUCCAGCCCCAGGAGCAUCGAUUAACUUAUCCAGUUUGGGAGAUGGAUUUACGUAUCAGCAGCUACUUCAAGUUACAGCUGACUUCAGUGACACAAAUCUCAUUAAACAUGGCCACUCGGGGGAUCUUUUCCAGGGGGUUUUGGAGAAUGGAAUUUCUGUAGUCAUAAAAAGAAUCGACUUACAGUCCAUUAAGAAGGAAUCGUACCUAGUGGAACUAGACUUCUUUAGUAAGGUUUCACAUACGAGAUUUGUUCCCCUAUUUGGACACUGCUUAGAGACUGAAAAUGAGAAGUUCCUGGUAUACAAGUACAUGCCAAAUGGUGAUUUGUCAAGUUCCUUAUACAGGAAAUCCAAUUCGGACGAUGAUAGUUUACAGUCGUUGGAUUGGAUAACAAGAUUAAAAAUAGCUUCGGGGGCAGCUGAGGGUCUAUCUUAUCUGCAUCAUGAAUGCACACCGCCUCUCGUGCACAGAGAUGUUCAAGCAAGUAGUAUACUUCUGGAUGAUAAAUUUGAAGUGCGACUAGGGAGCCUGAGUGAGCUUUGUGUUCAAGAAGGGGAGACUCAGCAAAGCAAAAUCACCAGGUUGCUGCGGUUGCCUCAGUCUUCUGAACAAGGUGCUUCAGGUUCAAUCACUGCAACAUGUGCCUAUGAUGUUUACUGCUUUGGAAAGGUAUUGCUUGAGCUUGUAACCGGUAAGCUCGGAAUCAGUGCAUCCAAUGAUACCCAAAUGAAGGAAUGGUUGGAACAAACACUACCAUCCAUAAGUAUAUAUGACAAGGAACAAGUGACAAAAAUUGUGGAUCCAUCUUUAAUUAUCGACGAGGAUCUCUUAGAGGAGGUGUGGGCCAUGGCCAUUGUCGCCAAGUCUUGUCUCAAUCCGAAGCCUUCAAGGCGUCCCCUCAUGAGAUACAUCCUGAAGGCAUUGGAGAAUCCGUUAAAAGUUGUGAGGGACGAAAGUUCGGCCUCAGCACGGCUUAGGGCAACCUCUUCUAGAGGGUCUUGGAAUGCUGCAGUAUUUGGUAGCUGGCGUCACAGCACAUCUGAUGUAGCAGCGAUUCCAGCAACUUCCUCCGCAAGAGGAGAAGGAGGGAGUAGCAUGAAACAAGCCGGAACCCCAGGUUCACAGGGGAGCGGUCACGAUGGCGGAGGUGAACAUUCAUCCUCAGGUGGAAGACAUUCUAAAGAGAUUUUUCCAGUACUAUCAGACGUGCAAGAUGUAGAGAGACAGGAACAGGAUUAGAGAGUUGUUGAUUGCCAUUCAUUCUUUUGUCAAUAAUACAGCAGGCUUCCCAUUCGAGUGCCUGCUCACUGGUACCCCAAUGAAGCCGCUCCGGGGUCUCGGAGCAUUUCAACGAGACAGGCAAAACAAUUAUGGAGAUUUUGUCAUGGGAGCAGCUGUAUUAAUUUGUUGAUGAAUCCAGUUGGAAAGAUCAAGAAUACAGGAAGAGGGGUGCCAUUGAAGAUUAAAGUUCAAUUUUUUUUUUUGGUUUGACAGCUUGUUUUUGGUAAACAAGCUACCAUUUUUCAAGGUCUAAUUGAUCCUUGUUUGUGGUUCUCAUGCAUUGUAAAUUGGAAUUGUUUAAAAGAAAGUGAAUUUGAUGAGCAUAUAUGAGUUGAAAAUUAAAUAGGAAUCUUUAUUUAAGUAAACUAA